Molecule: messenger RNA, 1578 nt
Organism: Rattus norvegicus (Norway rat)
Lineage: Eukaryota; Metazoa; Chordata; Mammalia; Rodentia; Muridae
Source: RefSeq, a predicted model, not a curated record
UGAAACCAGGUUGUAGCCUGCGUACCUGAUAAUAAUCCUGGAGAAGGCAUCUCUCUGGUACUUGUAAGCCUGUGUGGGCGGGCAUAGGGAACACCUGGCUGCUUACAUCUCUUGGUCUCUAUAUAGUAGUGGGGGAACUGUGAUCCACUUAGGAUGCCUCUUACACAUAGACCAAACUCCUUGCAGUGACACUGGCUUCCAAGCAUGUUCUCCUGUUUGGACCUCACUGUGGUCUGUGUAUGCUCUAUGCAUUCGCCCCAUGCAGGUUCACUUGUGUUCUUCUACCUACAGCGGCCUGCAGACAGACGUCAUCCCCUGAAAAUGUCCUAAACAAGGUGCAGGCCAACGAGGAAGAGGAGAGGCUGAAUAGAGAACUGGAGCUAACUACCAAGGAGAGAAAUGAGCUGACAGAUCGCCUCCUUUAUGUGACAGGUGGAUCCAUGAGCAAGAGCCCCUACUUCAGGCCAAAUCCAUUUUAUGAAAACUUGAAGAUAAAGGAGAAAGAGGUCAUGUCAUUACUGCACAACUUAGACACAAAGAACAUUGAACAUCGUGAGAAAUUUCAGGAGCUCAAGAAGGAGAUUAACUUCUAUCGGUAAGUACUGGUCAGAAGGGCCCAUCACUUGUGGAAUAUCCAUGUCUGCCUCUCUUUGUUCUGGACUGGAGAGCCUGCAGCUCUGGGCCCAUGUCUUCUGCUGUUUAAAUAUCACUGUGCCGUGGGUCUUUUGGACUCAGUUUCAGUUCCAUAAGAGACUGUGACUUCUCAGCGCAGUGUCUAUGCAUCUUUAGAAGGCUCUGGAUAGAUCUACACUGAUUCAGGCAUCAGAGUGUUAUUAGGACAACCUGUGGCUCUGGGGUCAUACCAGGUUUAACAAAGCUCAAUGUGUGGACCACAUGGUUUGCAUGACCUCCCUUGGUUCUACUGUCCUCUUGUGGUUAUUUGCCGCCUACUAAUUGAUGCUGUCCCGAUGCAUUGGGCUCUCAUGGGUAGUUGUAGAUCCCUUGUUCUUUUGGAGAGACAUGGACUCUUAUUGGUGCUUGGGUCACAGAAACAAUUUAUUCUUCCCUGGAUUGGCCAUUUGCUGUUUGUGCAGCAGCCUUACAUGUAUGGAGAUGUACUCUAUGAAGUCUUUAUGGGUAUCUGGGUCCUGGUGGACUUUGUGGGAUUUGGCAGUUGGAAUGGGAGGAAGAGGUUUCGGAUCUUACUAUGCAGAGUGUGUUUCCAGCAACCUGCACAGCCGGCUCCUGAUGGACCAGGCAUGUAUGAAGAAGAAGUUGGUCACAUUGAAGCAGGAGAGCAAGGAGUUACAGCGAUAUUUGUUUGAGUUGAACCCGAAUGCUGAAGACGAACAGGAGAAGACCAGCAACCUCCAGACCCAGCAAAAUGUGGUAGGAACAAGCAGCUGAGUCAGAUUAACAAUGUCUGAUACCAUUUGCCUAUUGGAUACAUCUUUGCUUCCCCUAUCAUCUUUCUAAUAUCCCCACACCCAAUCAGUCACCCACCUCAUGUGAUAGAGUUAUUCAUUGCUCUGUCUAUGCACAAGUAUUCUGGGAUGUUAACCACUUUUCAGAAACUGA